Rana temporaria (common frog) is the source of this 2076-nucleotide messenger RNA. RefSeq names its product cysteine rich hydrophobic domain 2 (gene CHIC2). The coding region runs from base 159 to 659 and encodes 166 amino acids. NCBI's taxonomy places the organism in Eukaryota, Metazoa, Chordata, Amphibia, Anura, Ranidae. The transcript is spliced from 6 exons. The record is from RefSeq and is a predicted model, not a curated record.
CGGUAGCGCCCGGAUUUGUGACGUACGGGACGUCGUGACGUCGCAGCGACCGGGUAUGGCGGCCUCAGCUUCCUGGUGAUUGCAGCUGCCGGGAAAAGGAGGGGGGGAAGUAGUUGUGGCGCUUCCCGGUGUGCGCCCGGCGGAGGAGAGGAGCGAGAAUGGCGGACUUUGAUGAGAUUUAUGAAGAGGAGGAAGAAGAUGAAGAGCGGGCCCUGGAGGAGCAGCUUCUCAAGUAUUCUCCUGACCCGGUGGUGGUCCGAGGAUGCGGGCACGUCACAGUAUUUGGUCUUAGCAACAAAUUUGAAGCAGAGUUUCCAUCCUCUUUAACUGGCAAGGUAGCCCCAGAGGAAUUUAAAUCCAGCAUUAACAGAGUCAACAGUUGUCUUAAGAAGAACCUUCCAAUUAAUGUCCGCUGGCUGCUGUGUGGAUGUCUUUGUUGUUGUUGCACAUUAGGAUGCAGCAUGUGGCCAGUUGUGUGUCUUAGUAAAAGAACACGAAGAUCGAUUGAGAAGUUAUUGGAAUGGGAAAACAAUAGGUUAUACCACAAGCUGUGCUUGCACUGGAGACUAAGCAAAAGGAAAUGUGAAACCAAUAACAUGAUGGAAUAUGUCAUCUUAAUAGAAUUUUUACCAAAGACACCAAUUUUUCGACCAGAUUAGCAGUUUUUUUUGUUUUUUUUCCUUUUUAUCCUAGUGUUAUGGUUUAUAUAUAUAUUUUUUUUGUUCUAAGGACUUACUCGAAAAUCCCAUAUUUCCAAUGGUGCCUUUCUUGGUUCUUCCCCAUUGGUGACAUAGCAGUGAGUCAUGUGUGUGUGUUUUUUUUUUUUUUCUUUUUUUGUAAUUCUUUUUAAUGGAAGGAGCGCGAACGCAUCUCACAAAAUAUACAUUUUGUCCGUGACUUGAAAUUAUUUACUUUUGCUUUGUGAUAUUUAUGUUGCCCGUUUCGUUAUCCCCAAUGUAUCACUGUUUUGGAACCAAGAUAUAACUGCACCAUUAGGAAUUUUUUCUUUGCCUGGGAAGAUCAUCCUGUCAGCUGGUUCUGAAAAGGAUGUGCUGAAAACAUUGGAGCCAGUGGACAUUCUUCAUGGUUAUAGAAAAUACCUGUGCAAAAUGUGUGUUGCAUUUCGCUGGAGCUCAGGACCAUAUGGUUGUGCUACCAUAACACUUUAGUGCUCGUUUUGAGUUGGGUAACUUUCCAAACGACAAAUUUGUUUACUUACGAAAAGUUGGUAUCUUCUUGCUGCUUUUUUGUCCUCACCCACUAGUUGGCUGCAUCUCUCUUUACAUGGCAUACAGACAUUGAAUACAUCAUCACUAAAAAAAAAUUGGAUUACGUUGCUUGACAGCGGAACCAGAACCCACUCAAUCCUUAAACUGUUCCUUGUGGCACAAUAAACCAAAUACACUAUCCCUAAUAAUCAAAUCUUUUAAAAUAUAAAAUAGCACAAUGAAUUUACUGUGGUGUCAUCUUAAGUAUGCUGUAUUCUCAGACUAGUUGUUAAACUGUGGUAUAUGAUAUGUAGCAUUUCAAACACAGAUGCUCUAUUUAAAACUAUACUGGCAAAAUGUUUGUUACCACUAUAAGAUCGCUUUCAUUUUGCUCCUUCUAGGGUAUGAUGGGUUGCAAUUCCUAAUUCGCCUUGCAGAUAUAUACAUGCAUCUGCCUAUUAUAGUGAUAAUUUUGCUUUCAUUUCCCCCCUUCUGUUUUUACAUAUAGUUACAUUUUUGGUUAUUGGUUUAUUCUUUUCAAUUUCAAUUAAGUCGAAUUAUUUUCACUAUUAAAGGAUGUAUAGCCAGUACUAACACAAUGUGGGUAUAAUUUAAUUGUGUAGAGAAAAAAAAAUAUUUAACAUAUCUGGUAUAGCUUUUUCCUCCGUUUACAUCUUCUUCUUUUUUUUUUUUUUUUUUCUAAAAUGUGCAUAACUGAUGCUGGCAAAAGGAGUGCACUGAGUUAUAAUUAAGAAAAAUCAGUUGUAUAAACACUCAAAUGUCCAUAUGUUUUGCUGUAAGAUGCUUGGCCUAGUUAUGUUUUGUCAUCCUAUUUGUACAUUAUUAAAAUGGGAGAAUUAUGAAUGAG